GAUCUACUGACUGUCAUACGCGGGAGCAGCUUCUUUGCAGAGGGAGGACUUUAGAAAUCGGAGAGCUGGUGGGAAAGACAAGAGGAAUCAAGAGAGGAAGAGUGUCGAGCAGCUCCAGAGAACGAAACAGCCACCCUUUGCAAAAUGAAAUUCAUUUUGACUCAGUAUUUGCUAAUCCUUUUGCCUGUUCUGGUUCUCAGCACCAGACAGGGCUAUGAAGAGCUGGAAAGACAACUUAAAGAAGUCUUUAAGGAAAGAAGCAACAUACUUCGCCAGCUGUCGAAGACAUCCAAAGAGCUGGAGGGAAUUAAAGUAAACCUUCAGUCUUUGAAAAAUGAUGAGGCAUCAGCAAAAAGCGAUGUACAAAAACUCUUGGAAUUAGGCCAGAAACAAAGGGAAGAAAUGAAAUCGCUCCAGGAGACUUUUCAAAAACAACUUAAUGAGGCAACGGAGAAGGCAGAAAAGCAGCAGGCCACAAUUAAUUUUCUGAAGACCGAAAUGGAAAGAAAAAGCAAAAUGAUCAGAGAUCUCCAAAAUGAGAACAAAAGCCUGAAAAAUAAACUCCUGUCAGGGAAUAAACUUUGUGGAAUUCAUGCAGAAGAGUCAAAAAAGAUUCAAGCCCAACUGAAGGAGCUUCGCUAUGGGAAAAAGGAUUUGAUAUUUAAGGCACAGCAGCUUACAGACUUGGAACAAAAACUAGCAAUUGCAAAGGAAGAAUUGGAAAAAGCAGCUCUUGACAAAGAAUCACAGCUGAAAGCUCUGAAGGAGACCGUACAGCUAUGCCUCUCAUCCGUUUUGCACAAUCAGUCUCCUACUGCCAAUAUAAUCCCUUCAAGAUCAGUUGAGAGACAGACAUCAUCUUUUACAAAUGGUUCAAAAGCUCCAUUUCAAGUGACAAACACAAAGCAAAGAAUUCCUACAGGCAAAGAGAUUCCUCAAGUUUCUCCAAAAAGGGUGGAUACUGAUAAAAGUACAUCAGAAUGCAACUCAAAAGAUAUUGGCAACGCUUGUUUAGGAAGCCAGAGUAAUGUAACAGAUCCUAGCAUGCAGAAAUCACACAGUCCUCCAUGGAUUAAACCGGAAAAUAACAAAUCAACCGAGAGAAAAGGAAGCAAUGCCGAAGAGUCAGCUAAAAUAAAUGAAAAGACUCUGUAAAUGCCAUCUUGCUAUCUUUAAAAUGUUAUUCCUUUGCUAUCGUCUUCAUCUUUUUAGUCCAGAGGCAUGAAAAUGUACCAGGUUUCUAGAGCAUGCAAAUUUUUCACUAUUUUAUGGAUGUUUGUAAAUUAGUCAAG
Thamnophis elegans (Western terrestrial garter snake) is the source of this 1292-nucleotide messenger RNA. RefSeq names its product leucine zipper protein 2 (gene LUZP2). NCBI's taxonomy places the organism in Eukaryota, Metazoa, Chordata, Lepidosauria, Squamata, Natricidae. The record is from RefSeq and is a predicted model, not a curated record.